Ceratina calcarata is the source of this 2184-nucleotide messenger RNA. RefSeq names its product carboxypeptidase B. The record is from RefSeq and is a predicted model, not a curated record. Gene Ontology annotation, molecular function: zinc ion binding; metallocarboxypeptidase activity. Lineage: Eukaryota; Metazoa; Arthropoda; Insecta; Hymenoptera; Apidae. The coding region runs from base 153 to 1805 and encodes 550 amino acids. The transcript has 9 exons. Gene Ontology annotation, biological process: proteolysis.
GUAAUGGGUCACCGAGGGGCAUUCCAAGUGAAAUUGUUGUUUUUCGCGUACGAGCAACAAGUCUGGAAGACUGGUUCCGGCUGAAACCAACGAGAUCAGUCAACAAGGAGUCUUCGAGACGGUCACACAUCCUGGCCUGAUCCAGGCCGACCAUGGCUGUCGACUUCAAGUCGAUCCUGCGCCUCGUGUUCGGUUUAUCAAUGAUUUUUAUUAUGAAUCGGGUCAUGGCUCGACCGGAUCGCGGUGAUUUUGAAUUUCUUCCUGGAAGAAAGGCUAAUUCCUCUGUGGGAAGGGGUAACUGGACCGUCGAUGAAAAAAGUCGAGAAAUGAGGUAUCUGAAUGAAGACAAUAUGUUAUUAAGCCUAAUUAGCGGUGAUGAAAUGAUCGAUAAGGAAUACAAAGGAUUUUCUAUUGUGGAAAUGGUCGAGUCAAUGUUUUCCGCCGUAGCUAACGGUAUCGGUUCUUUCAUGACCAGCAUCAUUGGUCCAGAGAAAAAUCACAAGUCCCGGUCUGCGAGAGUUAGUUACAAAAAUUAUCAAUUGAUUAGAUUAUUGCCUAAUACUCAAGGACACGUGAACGAGUUGAAGGAACUUAAGGAAACCGAGCCAGAAGACAUCAAAUUCUGGACUGAACCAAUGUAUAAUAAAACAACGGACGUAGUCGUUUCACCGGAUCUCAUCUCCGAUCUUAAGAUGUUCCUCAAAGACAGAGCAAUUGAUUUUCAAGUACUCAUACCGGAUCUUCAGAAAAUGAUAGCUUAUCAAAAUCCCAAAAUGACAAAGGAGCAGCGCGUAGAUCUUCUUAGCACUCAUGGCCAUAGCAUGACUUGGAAAAGAUAUCAUCGAUACGGAGAAAUUGUUAAAUAUUUGGAAUAUUUAGCCCUUCGAUAUCCAAAGAUAGUUGAACUAAUAACGAUAGGUCAUAGCUAUGAAGAACAACCGAUUAAGAUGAUUAAAAUUUCAACCGGGCCUAACAAAAAGGGUAAAGCUAAACCGGCGAUCUGGAUAGAUGCUGGUAUGCACGCACGUGAAUGGAUCGGCUCCGCUGUGGCGACCUACAUCGCCAAUCAGUUAGUCGAGAAGAACACGAGUUACGCCAAGUUGCUGGACAAUUCAGACUGGAUGAUCUUACCGGUCGCGAACCCGGAUGGUUACGAGUUCAGUCAUACCGGUGACAGACUGUGGAGAAAGACAAGAAGCAAUCAUGCCGAGAAUCAAGAAAAUAGCCGUUUUCUUCAGCUAGUAAACCACUACACGAAGUGGUUGUGGGGUAAAUGCGAGGGUGUUGACCCGAAUAGGAAUUUCGGUUACCAUUGGGGCGAGGUGGAUGAAGGUGGAGCAAGCUUGGACCCUUGUCACGAGACUUAUGCUGGCCCACGUCCGUUCUCCGAACCGGAAACCAAAGCGAUGGCUGAUUAUAUUCUGGCUAAUAAGCAGAAUAUUAAGAUGUACCUGACUUUACACUCUUACUCACAAAUGUGGCUAGUACCGUGGGGGUAUACAUACUCGAAGCCGUCUGACUAUUCCGAAUUGUUUAAUAUGGCUAAGAAAGCGGUAGGGGCAAUUUCAAAAGUACAUGGAACUGAUUAUGAACUUGGACCAUCGUCUGAUCUCUUGUAUCCAACGUCAGGCGCUUCAGAUGAUUGGGCAAAAGGCGUAGCUGGAAUAAAGUACGUUUACACUGUGGAACUUCGUGAUCGUGGCACUUACGGCUUUUUACUUCCGGCGUCGCAGAUCGUACCCACCGCUCGUGAAAUUUGGGCCGGAAUAAGAACGAUCGCGCGUCUAGUCACUGGCAGCACGUGAAAUCGAUAAAUGAAACAUUGAUCACAAAAAUUCCAAGCACUGCUACUUACCGAUCUGCUUCUCCCAUCGAUAGUGAUAAGAAACGUGACUGGAAUAUCGGUCGAAGAAUCUGGCAGACAGCGAUAAUUUGUGCACCAUGUAUUGAUAAACUUGACACAGAGAUUGAUCAAAAUCGGAGAUUGCGCAUGUUUAAUUAUGUUUUAUUACCAAAUUUUCUGGUAGUAAAGUUCAACAAGAAUUACUUAUCUUUAAAUUCUGUAUUGUAACAGAUGCGUCGUUAUAAUAGUAGAAUUGAGCAAACAUUAUUGCUAUUCAGCAUAAACUUUCGUUUGUACUCUCUAGAAUGAUGUGUAAAUAUUGUAAAGUAUUAACAGAAUUA